AGCAGCCAUGACGCUGGAGUCCAUGAUGGCCUGUUGCCUCAGCGACGAGGUGAAAGAGUCGAAGCGCAUCAACGCCGAGAUCGAGAAGCAGCUGCGGAGGGACAAGCGCGACGCCCGCCGGGAGCUCAAGCUGCUCCUGCUCGGCACGGGAGAAAGUGGGAAAAGCACCUUCAUUAAACAGAUGCGGAUAAUCCACGGCUCGGGCUACUCUGAAGAGGAUAAAAAGGGUUUCACCAAGCUGGUGUACCAGAAUAUCUUCACUGCCAUGCAGUCAAUGAUCAGGGCUAUGGAGACCUUAAAGAUCCUAUACAAAUAUGAGCAAAAUAAGGCCAAUGCACUACUGAUCCGAAAAGUGGAUGUAGAAAAGGUUUCGUCCUUUGAACAACCCUACGUAAGUGCAAUUAAGACAUUGUGGAAUGACCCAGGAAUCCAAGAAUGUUAUGACCGGCGGCGAGAAUACCAGCUCUCUGACUCCGCUAAAUACUACCUUACUGAUGUGGAUCGUAUUGCCACCCCAGGGUACCUCCCAACCCAACAAGACGUCCUGCGGGUCAGAGUCCCAACCACUGGGAUCAUAGAAUACCCCUUUGAUCUCGAGAACAUUAUAUUCAGAAUGGUGGAUGUUGGAGGGCAAAGGUCAGAAAGGAGGAAGUGGAUACACUGCUUUGAAAAUGUAACUUCCAUCAUGUUCUUAGUAGCUCUUAGUGAAUACGACCAAGUCCUGGUGGAAUCCGACAACGAGAACCGCAUGGAGGAGAGCAAAGCCCUUUUCCGGACCAUCAUCACCUACCCCUGGUUCCAGAACUCCUCUGUCAUCCUCUUUCUCAAUAAGAAAGAUCUCUUGGAAGACAAGAUCAUGUACUCUCACCUGGUGGAUUAUUUUCCAGAGUUUGAUGGCCCCCAGAGAGAUGCGCAAGCAGCCCGGGAAUUCAUCCUCAAAAUGUUUGUGGAUCUCAACCCCGACAGCGAUAAAAUUAUCUACUCUCACUUCACCUGUGCCACAGAUACGGAAAACAUCCGGUUCGUCUUUGCCGCCGUCAAGGACACCAUCCUGCAACUCAACUUGAAGGAAUACAACCUAGUCUGACCUUGAAUUUAAAUCUGUCCUCUUCUCCCACCCUCCCACCUGCCCCUCCCUCAGUCUCCUUGGGGGAGACCUUUUGUCCUGAAGAAAAGUAAGACAAACAGAUCCCGUGAAUUUAAACCAACAGGAAAACAAAUCUUGAUUAUUAUUUUUUUUUAAAAAAAUGAUGUAAUGAUUGCAAAUUGUCUGAUCUGUGGAGUGGCAAAAGUUUUUUUGUUUGUUUGGUUUUUUUUUUCUUGUUCUUUUUUAAGCACACCGUUACCUUCGGUCUCGUGUCUGCCCCACAGAAUAGCUGAUUUUUUUUUUUAAAUUGCUUUUAUUUCACAGUAUAAAAACAGCGAGGGACACGUUUCACUCUUUCUCUCUCUCUGUCUCUCUGGCACCUUGUUAAUUUCCUACUUUGUUGCCAGCAGUCAGCGCAGUUUCCUCUCACACGUUGUACAGUUGCAUUUAGUACAUUCUUUUUCCUGUCUGAUCUGGCGAUACAAACGUAUCCCAGACUUAUCAAGCCAAAACAAUGAGCUUAUCCAGCUGUGGGAGUAUGAAAUGCAGCUAGGACCUUCAGCUUGUGCCAUAUAAUGCCUCUGGUGUAACUCCUGCCCCCUCCCCCCCAAUACAUCUUGACUGUAAGGAUAUGUGCGAAAAGGGUUUAUCUAGAUGACACCGUAAGAGAAAAAACCCAGUUUAUUUUGCGGUAGCGCAAAACAAGCGGUCCUUCGGUCCGCGGGUUUCUUUGUUCCGUUUUUACUCUGGCUUUUGUGUUCUUCCCCUCUCCCAAUUACGAAAGUUCUAUUGAGACUGUGAUUUAUUAUUUUUUUUUAAAUUAUUGUUCUACACAUAGUUUGCUACCUGUGCUAUACUUUUUUUUUUUUUGUCCGUUGACUACCAACCAAGCAAUAGCUACUAUCAAGCCUGAGGGAAGUGCCUGAUUGCGGGUUUUUUUCCCCC
Messenger RNA from Protobothrops mucrosquamatus (brown spotted pit viper), 2032 nucleotides. RefSeq names its product G protein subunit alpha 11 (gene GNA11). Gene Ontology annotation, biological process: adenylate cyclase-modulating G protein-coupled receptor signaling pathway; action potential; phospholipase C-activating dopamine receptor signaling pathway. The record is from RefSeq and is a predicted model, not a curated record. NCBI's taxonomy places the organism in Eukaryota, Metazoa, Chordata, Lepidosauria, Squamata, Viperidae. Gene Ontology annotation, cellular component: heterotrimeric G-protein complex. The coding region runs from base 8 to 1087 and encodes 359 amino acids. Gene Ontology annotation, molecular function: GTPase activity; G-protein beta/gamma-subunit complex binding; guanyl nucleotide binding. The transcript has 7 exons.